AUGGCCGCCGUCAAGAAAGAAAACUCUCUGCAUCUGGAGAAUGUCCAGCCCGAGUCCGCGGGAGACGUGGAGAAGAACGAGCAGCCUGUCCAUGUCUCGGCGACUGAGGAGGCUUAUAUACGCAAGAAGUUUGACCGUCGAGUUCUGCCCAUCGUGUGCAUUCUCUACGUGCUGUCCUAUCUAGACAGAGGUAUGCCCCCUACUAUUACACCAAGCCUCGAACUCAUCAGUGCAGGCAACAUCGGCAAUGCCAAAACCGCUGGCCUCGACAGAGACCUGGGGAUCAGCGACGCGCAGUGGGCCUGGGUCCUGAACGCGUUCUACAUCUGCUACGUGCUCUUCGAAUGGACGACCGUCUUCUGGAAGCUCUUCCCCGCCCACAUCUACGUUACUGCUCUAUGCAUCUGCUGGGGAGCAGCAGCCAUGUGCGCAGGCGCCGUCGACAACAUGGCCGAGCUGAUCGUGUGCCGGUGCCUGCUGGGCGUCUUCGAAGCGGCCUUCGGCGCCGGCGCCCCCUACUUCCUGUCGCUGUUCUACCAGCGGCGAGAACUGGGCUUCCGCGUCUCCAUCCUGCUGGGCAUGUCCCCCGUCGCCAACUGCUUCGCCAGCUCCCUGGCCUACGGCAUCACGCACAUCCGGCACUCGACCCUCGAGUCAUGGCGGUUCCUGUUCAUCAUAGAGGGCGCCCCCACCGUCCUCUUCGCCAUAGCCGUGUUCCUCUUCCUCCCCGACUCCCCCGGCACCGCAAAGUUCCUCACCGAGUCCGAGCAGACCACCGCCGCCGAGCGCCUGCACACCGUCGACCGCACCGCAAAGAACCGCCUCGACUCCCGCCAGGUCCUCGCCGGGCUCGCCGACUCCAAGAACUACGUCCACACGGCCAUCCACUUCUGCUGCAACUUCUCCUUCGCCGCGCUCUCCAACUUCCUCCCCACCAUCAUCCAGCACAUGGGCUACACGUCCGUCAACGCCCAGGGCCUCUCCGCGCCGCCGUACCUCGUCUCGUUCCUGUGCUGCGUCGCGGCGGCCCUCUUCUCCGAUCGAUACGGGCGGCGGGGGCUGGUCAUCGUGGUUUUCGCCACCGUCGGCAUGGCCGGGUACCUGCUUCUCGCGACAAUCCAGGAUGAGAGUCGCGUUGGGCCGCGGUAUCUAGGCGUGUGGCUGGCGACGUGCGGCGUGUUCCCGGCGCUGUGCAUCAACAUCACCUGGCUGCUGAACAACCAGGGGGGCGACUCGAAGAAGGGCGCGGGGAUGGCGUUGCUGGCCGUGUUUGGGCAGUGCUCGAGCUUCGUCAGUAGCACUGUCUUUCCGGACUCGGAGGGACCGAUCUAUGUCCGCGGCUGUGCCGUCGGCUGCGCGUUGACCGGCUGCAUUGCGCUCAUGGCCGGCGGUCUCUACGUGAAGCUGGACUACGAGAAUAGGAAGCGAGAUAGGCUGUACGGGCCGGUUACGGAUGAUGUCCGGAUUGAUGUGACGGCGGACGGCGAUGCGAACCCGCGUUUCCGAUAUUUGGUAUAG
Aspergillus mulundensis is the source of this 1518-nucleotide messenger RNA. Its product is annotated as putative MFS transporter. Gene Ontology annotation, biological process: transmembrane transport. Gene Ontology annotation, cellular component: membrane. Gene Ontology annotation, molecular function: transmembrane transporter activity. The transcript is spliced from 5 exons. The coding region runs from base 1 to 1518 and encodes 505 amino acids. Lineage: Eukaryota; Fungi; Ascomycota; Eurotiomycetes; Eurotiales; Aspergillaceae. The record is from RefSeq and is a predicted model, not a curated record.